This is a messenger RNA of Stylonychia lemnae, 1029 nucleotides long. NCBI's taxonomy places the organism in Eukaryota, Ciliophora, Spirotrichea, Sporadotrichida, Oxytrichidae. The record is from the annotation of a GenBank genome assembly.
AUGGGAUCAAUUUUCUCAAGAAGAGUAUAAACAGAUAUACCCUUGCAUCUAAGAAGCAACAAUGUCUACUAAUUUGAAAAGGUUGAUAAAGAUGAGUAUAAGGGUUUUCUUCAAUAGAAUAGUUCAAGAGUUUUUAAUGGAAAUGAAGUUUUAAAGUCUAAAUGGGAAGAGGGUUCUCUUUAUUCAGUUUUCAUGUAUAAAUACAAUGGGGUAAGAUGGCUUCCUUUUGAAAAUGAUGAUUACCGGAAAUGUACAACUAAUGUUCAAGAACUUAAGUUUUUGACUUAUAAUGUUUGGUUUGAUGAUCAUUUCAGAGAUCAAAGAUAUUAAGUAAUACACUAGAUGAUCGAAGAGACAGAUGCAGACUUCGUUUGUCUUCAGGAAGUUACUUAGAACUUCUUGUUUAAUUUGCUUCAAUAAAAAUUCCUACGUCAGAAUUAUUAUGUUUCAGGCAACUUUAUAUCAGGCUAUGGAGUCAUGAUUCUAUCUAAGUUUCCUUGCUUGAUUUAUGAAAUGCCUUUGCCUACUCUUAUGAAUAGAACUCUAUUAGUAGCAGAGCCCAUAGGCGGGUUAAAUGGUGAACCCUUGUUAAUUGCAACAGCUCAUUUAGAGUCAGGGUCUAUUUACGGAUAAAUUAGGAAAAAGCAAUUACAGUUAUGUCUUGAUUAGAUAAAGAUUAGUCCAAACACAAUAAUGAUGGGUGAUUUCAAUUUCGAUUCAACUUACGAUGAUCAAUAAGCAAUUAUUAUUGAGAAUGGAUUUACAGAUGUGUUCUUAGAUUUAAAUGAAGGUGUGGAAUAAGAAAGUAUGCUGAAAAAUAAACAUUAUACCCCUUGGAGACCAGAUAAAGUAAUAUCUUAAAAGAUUAAUUCUAACUGGAGGCCUCAUAACAUUUAAAUAGUUGGAAAAUUCUGUAUUCCAUAAUUUUAGAAAGAUAGUAUAUAUUAGCUAAGUGAAGAUGGUAUUGUUAGGACACCUUCUGACCAUAUGGGCAUUAUAUCAACAUUUAAAUUUGAAUCGUAAAAAUGA